AUGCUUUCCUUUCAUUUCGGGGAGACUCGGGGUCAGCCAGCAGAUGCUUCCUCCUAUGUGGUCCAUGGCAUUCAGAACCCCAGCUACCGGCGGUGUCAGGCGAACAACUGGACAGGACGGCUCAGCCUCUCCGCACUGGCUACAGUCCCGGCCAGAGCAGCAGCCCCCCAUCCACCGACCACCUCUGCUGCCCCCUCCAUCAGCCCUGCCACCCCGCCACAGGGGCUGAAGCACUGGGAAGCGGUGUCAGUACUGAGGGACUUGGUACCUAGAGUCUUGGGGCCAGCCCAGGCACGUGGGACGUUGCUUCAGGCAAAGCUGUGGCUCCUCCAGGACAGCUUCAGCACUCACCAUCGCCUCUUGCUGUCUCUGAGACCUGGGCAGAGGCUCAGGAUGGAAGUCACCGCUCCUGACCCGACCUCGCCGGCCGCUCUGGUGGAAGCGGAGGACGGGGAGAGCAGAGCUCGAGAGGGCCAGGAACACCCGCAGCAGCAGCUGCAGCCGCGCCCCAAGCCUUUAACCUCCACCCGGCCCCACGCAAAGUAUGUGCAGAUGUCUGCUUCGGGGGCAGCCAGGAGGGAGAGCCCCCCAGCCAGGAAACUCACGCGGGAGUCCUGUCUAGGGGAUCCGAAGAGCCCGAAGGAAAAAGCCCAGGAUGAGUCCAGCAGUGGGGAGGGCGGCCACGGCGACCCGCAGAAGAACCUGGCCUGCAGCAACCAGCUCUCCCGGCCCGAGGACGCCGCUGGCUCUUCCUCCUCCUCCUCCCCGGUGGGCAAGGCGGAAGGUGAAGAUCUUCCCCAAAUGGAUGAUUCCACCCAAACCUCACAGACUCCGGCCACCUCCUCCUCAUCCUUAGGCUUUGAGAGUGAGCCCGAAGCCAGCUGCCUACCCAGGGGAGAAGAAGGAGGAGGGCAAGAAGGGGAAGGGGAUGAAACCGAGUGCGGGGCCAUGAUUGUCAAAUCUCAGGGCCACCGGGUCCCCCCGAAUAAUGAAGAGGCCCACUACAUCACCACCCAUGAGAUCCAGCUGAGCGAGGUGGAGCAGGACAUGGACUUCGAUGUGGGGCUGGCCUCCCGGUGGGACUUCGAGGACGACAACGUGAUCUACUCAUUCGUGGACUAUGCUUCCUUCGGUGGCAGUGACGAGACCCCAGGAGACGUCACCACCCCCACGGAAGAGGACGAUGACAACAGCUGCUACCUUAGCACCAGUCCAAGCCCCACGCUCACCCGGACACCCAGCCUCACCAGCAGUGACCUGGCUCGUCCCAACGCAGGCAGCACCGGCCGGGACACAGGCAGCACGGAGGUGGGCAGUGAUCGCUCUGACAGCGAGCCCAGCCCCCCACCCACUAGGCCUGGCCCUGCUGCUCUGCUAGAACCCUUGCUGGAGCUCAGAGAGGUAGGAUCAGGGGCAGCUACCACCACCACCACCACCACCACCACCACCACCACUACCACUGCUGCCACCACCACUAGCAGCUGUGGGAGUGCAGCAAGCCAGAUCCUCCUAUCAAUCAAACCAACUUCCCGGACUAUAAAUGAGCCUAGCAACGUGCAUGCAAAGCAAAACAUUCUUCACGCUGCCAAGCAUGAAGGCGACAUGAGCCUCCGAGUCUCUGCAGCUGCUGAACACAAUUCAAGUUCUCUGAAGCUCAACUCGGCUGCAGCCGUGGCUCAGGACCAUGCAAAGAAAUUCAUUGCUGUCCCUGCUCGCCUGCAAACCCGGUGCGGGGCCAUCCGCGCCAAGGAGCUGGUGGACUACUCCAGCGGGGCCUCCAGUGCGGUGAGCGAGCUGGACGAUGCCGACAAGGAGGUGCGGAGCCUGACCUCCAGGGCCUUCCGGAGCCUCGCUUAUCCCUACUUCGAAGCCUUAAACAUCAGCUCUCGAGAGUCCUCCACCACCCUCUCCGAAGUGGGCUUUGGACGCUGGUCCACUUUCCUGGACUUGAAAUGCGGCGGGGUUGGAGCCCGGGUGGAGCAGAGCCUCCUGCGGAGCAGCGCUGCCUCGGUGGCCGCAGGCCUGAGGAAAGGGGGCCAGGCCAGGGCGACGGGCGACCAGCUGUACAUCCACUCCAAGAAGUCCCAGACCAAGGCCUUGGAGUUCGUGGUCAGCAAAGUCGAAGGGGAAAUCAAACACGUGGAGACGCCCUUGUGUUUCCAGAAACAGAUCCAGACGGGCUCCCGCGUCGUCACCCUUCUGGAGCCCCUGAAUUUACGCAGCGACAGCAAAGCCAGCUCCGCGACUGGACCUUGCAAGGCCACCCAAGGCCCCUGCAAGGGCCCGGGGUCCGUGUGCACGGAUGAUGGCUCGGAGGCCUCCGAGAGCAGCAAGCCUGCCUCGAGAGCCGAUGGCUCCCAGAAGAAAUCCAAGUUCGCGUCCAGCCUGCUCAAAAAUGUCAUUUCCAAGAAGAUGCAGCGGGAACACGAGUUCAAAAUGGAGAGGGGAGAAGUCACGGACACCUCCCACCACAACCUCCCCGGUGCCUCCCGGGACCCCGAGGGUCCUCCAGGGGCUGAGAAGCCGCGGGACCGGGGUCUGCAGAGGCAGAAUUCCCGCCUCUCAGAGGCAGGCUCCGAGUACACGGUGGUCAGCGUGUCUGAUGCAGGAGGAGACGGAUCUAUGGCCGGGUCUGUGGCCGGCUCUAAAUCCCCAAUUUUCAAAGCCAGCACUCCUCGGGAGAGCAAUGCAGCUUCUGGCCGGAAUCUCCCAGAUGGUCACAUAGAAGUAUGUGAAAUUAAAAAGAGUGCUUCAGAGACAGUGAAGGGCAUCUUCCUUCGUAGUCAGAAUAGUGCGUUCCGUUCUUGGAAGGAGAAAGAGGCUGAGAAACAGGAAGAAAAGGCACCCAUUGGGAAGCUGAAGCUCCUCAAAGGGGGUGACUGGAAGGCUGAUCUUGGGGAGAUCUCUGCCAGCAAGUCCACCAUCAUGUCUCGCCUCUUUGUCCCUAACAUCCAGCAGAUUCCCAAGGACAAUCAGCCAGGAAAGCAAGCCACCAAGUAUUCUGCCGCCCAGGCCACCUCCACCGCGGUGAUCAGGCCCAAGGCUCCCGAAAUCAAGAUCCGUCUGGGAAGUGUACAACAGCCCAGCUCAGACUUCAACAUUGCCAAACUGCUCACACCCAAGCUGGCCGGUGGCACCGCCUCUAAUCUCUUUAAGACCAUCGAGGACAACAGCAGGACACAGCAGAAACUCUUCCGCGGGGACAGUCUGGAGAAAGUGCCCCAAUUCCAGGUGAGAGAUGUCAGAGAAAAAUCCAAGGCUCAAGGGCCACUGCACCAAGUGAGAGAUGUCAGGAAACUAAUCAAAGGGUCAGGGGACAGCAGUGACAAGGGCAGCGUGACCCCAGAGCAGGGGCUGACGGGGCCUAAGCCCAGGCAGCUGGCAGCUGCAGCUGGCGGAUCUAGAUCCUUGUCCCCUAUGGUGAUUACAUGCCAGGCAGUAGUGAACCAGAGAGAAGACAGUGUGGACCGAGAGGCCAGGGAAAACACGGGCAAAGCGGGGGGUGGCAGCAGGGUUCUGAAUUCCUCUUCCCCCGAAGGGACAGUCUUGGUUCACAGGGCAUCUGGCAGGCUGCCCGUGGCCACGAUCGCCCCCAAUAAACCCGAGCAGGGCUCAUACCUGCCCGUGCUCAAGAUCGUCUCCAAGGCUUCAGCUCAGAAGACCCCAGAAAAACCCAAGGAUGAGGAGGUCAAGGAGGAAGGGAAAGCCCCAAAGCCGGCCCGGAAUGCUCUGGAAAAGCUGACUGCUGCGGUGAGAUCCAUGGAAGAGCUGUACAGCUUCAAUAGGAACGAGUGGAAACGCAAAAGCGACCCUUUUCCUGUGAUGGCAGACAGCCAUGUCCUGUCGCUCAUUGCCAGUGAGGAGAGGGAAGGGGGUGCCGGUCCUGAGGGAGACCCCGAGAAGCUGGCCAAACGCUGGGGUGAGGCGGAAGAACGGGCCCCCGGCAGCAAAGCAGGGGUGGUUCUGCGAGCAGCCCCCCUGGAACGUCUCCAGCGGAGAAACUCCAACCCCAGUACUGAGAGCGUGUCUGCCCGGGCAGCUGCCUUCGAGAACAUGGCCAGGGAAAGACCUCGAUCCCUCUAUAUUCCCCCAGUCCACAAGGACUCAGAGAGAACCCCACCCUUCCAGCCGCUCCCACCCCUCCCUGGCAACAGGAACGUCUUCACGGUCAGUGCUAGCAGCACCCAGAAAACGGGGGGUGUCGCAGGCAAGUUCCCACAGGCCCAUUCUCCAGAGAGCCCUUCAGCAGCUAAGGGCAUCAAAUCACAGGGACUCCGGUCCCUUAAGAUUUCUCCAGCCACCCGGGCCCCCCCUGAGCAGGCCACCAACAGGAAAAGUGGCAUCAGUUUGGAGAAGAGCAGCUCUGACUGUGAGAAUUACCUUACCAUCCCUCUUAAAGGAAGCCCUGCUGUUGGAGAACUGUCUGGCAGGCCUGGGGGAGCAAGAGAAGGGCCCCCCAUCUCCUCGGCUGCCACUCUCUGCAGCUUACCCCCUUUGAGUGCCCGCAGUCAGGUCCCCAAUACUCCCAAAGGGUCUCAGGUCAGCGGGACCAGCAGGCCAGCUUGGCGCACCAAACCUGACAACCCCCAGGAGGCAGUAGCUGCUCCUACAGGGCCCCAAAGCCCGGAGCAUCCCCCCACUGCAGUCUACCACCAACAGCAGCUCCCCUUUACCCUCCAGGGGGCCCAGCCACAGGUCCUCUGCUUCUCUCCACCUGGGAUGCCUGCCCCAGCCCCUACAGGCCCACCUGCAGUGCCCACCGACCCCUUCCAGCAACCGCAGCCUCCACAGACGCAGCGCAAGAUGCUCCUGGAUGUGACCACUGGCCAGUACUAUCUGGUGGACACACCGGUUCAGCCCAUGACCCGGAGGUUGUUCGACCCCGAGACAGGCCAGUACGUGGAUGUCCCCAUGACCUCGCAGCAGCAGGCUGUGGCUCCCAUGUCCCUCCCUGUGCCACCUCUGGCCCUGAGUCCCGGGGCCUACGGACCCACCUAUAUGAUCUACCCUGGGUUUCUGCCCACGGUGCUGCCCACCAAUGCCAUGCAGCCCACUCCGAUCGCUCACACUCCAGGGAGCGGGGAGCUCUCCAUGGCCGCAGAGCCCCCCAACAAAGAGGCAGCUUCAACCUUCUCCGAGGCCCCCUAUUUUAUGGCCUCUGGUCAGUCUCCGGCCUCUUCUUCCGCCUCCACCGCAGCAGCCACAUCCCAGCUCGUGGGGGCCAAGGGUUUUGCCCAGCUGCAUGGCAAACCUGUCAUCAGCAUUACUUCGCAGCCCCUGGGGCCACGGAUCAUCGCCCCCCCUUCCUUCGAUGGCACCACCAUGAGCUUUGUGGUAGAGCACAGAUGACCCAGAGCCGUCACCCGGAAGCAGAACAGAGCCGCCGCUGGAGCAAGACAGAAAUAUGGACUGUUCUCCAAUUGGAAAGUUGCAUUGUAGUGCUAAAAAAUUCAUCUGCAAAACCUUUUCACAUGUGUUUUGAUUCAUUUUUGCUUCUUAUAAGCCACGUAUGCAAGUUUCUAUAUUUUCCUGAACAACUCUUUUAAGGCAGUUUUGUUAUUUCAGUUUUACUAAGAUGAUUGAAUGGUUGCUCCCCCCCAGGGGGGACAAACCCCCAAAUUGUUUAUACUUAAUACAGGAUAUAUGUUUCUUAUUCACCUCUUACCCUUCUGCACUGUGACCAGGCAAACAAUCCGUCAAGCUUAGCAUGGCUCAUUGAAAACACAGCAGAAUGGGAUUGAUGUUGUGUAAAUCAAGUCAGCAAGUCAAUCAUUUGAAUGACACAUCACUUUAUAGGUUCUUGGAUUCUCUCCAAUGUAGCUAGCAGAGCAGUAGCGUGUAUUUAGGUUUUAAAUAGAUGUGUCUGCGUUUUGAGUCCUAUGUUGUCUGUACCUCAUUCUUUGGGUUGGGUUCUCUAGGUUCUUUUAUCGGAUCUGGCAUAAUAUCAAAUGGGAUUGUGAAAAAAAUAGUGUUUUUAUGUUUCAUUUUGUUACAUUUAUUUGCCAUUUGUAUAAUAUCAUGACACUGUUUGUUGCCUUAAAACAGAAUAGCUGGAAAUACGGGACAACCAGCCAGUGCAUUUAAAAUUUUAAUUAGUCUGAGCGGUAUAAAAUAUUCCGUUCCCUUUAAGAAAUCAACUUCUGCUAGGAGCGGGCAGAGUUUGCUUCUUCAGUGACCCUUCAGGGCCACACCCUCCUGCUCUAUACAUUGUUUAGAGUCUGAGGAAUUCUCUGUCACAGAAAGAAGAGGAACCCUGAUACAUCUAUCCUUAGUCAUCCCCAGAGCCAAUACUUUGAAUGGCAGAAUUUUCUCCUCCUGAGGUGGGUUUGAAGAGAUGAACUUGUAUUCAUAUUCCAUGCUGUCUGUGUAACCGACUCGGAAGGCCAUGGAAGGGAAUGUUCAUAGCAGGUCUAGAAGGAUUGACAGAAUAGACACACAUUUGGCUUGUCACAGCUAAGAACUGCGUCAGGAGAACAGUGAGUGUUAUAGUGAAAUAGUUAUUACUUUCCAAAGCAAUGUCCCUGUGAAAGCUUGAACAUUCUCUUGGACUUUAAGGAAUCUCCUUCUGUUUCCUUCUCUGUAUAAAUCUAAAACAUUCUGCUAUUUGUAUG
Messenger RNA from Perognathus longimembris pacificus (Pacific pocket mouse), 6611 nucleotides. RefSeq names its product chromosome 24 C4orf54 homolog (gene C24H4orf54). Lineage: Eukaryota; Metazoa; Chordata; Mammalia; Rodentia; Heteromyidae. The coding region runs from base 1 to 5349 and encodes 1782 amino acids. The record is from RefSeq and is a predicted model, not a curated record. The transcript is spliced from 2 exons.